GUCAAAUUGAAGAAAUCAAUGAAGGGUGCGCUUGUCUUUGCAGUUUGCAUGGUCUUUGCUGAAUUUCCGAUAGAUAAUUUCGCCGGUCUCCGUCCAGUUUCUAAAUAUUUUACAUAAAGUAUAAUUCAAGAAAGCUAACGAGAUGGCUGUUCAAGCAAUUUUAAUGGAUUUCUCAAUGGAUCCUGCCCGCUUGGCCGACGAGAACGGUCAGAAAGCUGUAUUUACACAAUUAGAAACAGUGCUCAAGGAUUAUGUGCCUAAUCUCAUCUUGGCCACCGAUAUGAAGCUGGACGGUGGUUCUUUGAAGCUGCUGACGGGGAAGAGAGGAACAACUGUGUUCGUCAGACUGUUCGACCGCGGUCUCGUGACUGUGAAUAUUGAAUAUUAUAAAGAAGACAACGAGGAGCCAUUAAUCAGCUUCAAGUGUUCAAAGCUACUGGAAAGUUCUGUGAGAAUGUCCUUGGAGUGUGACCGACUAAAACUAUUACCAACAAUAAAACGUGGCUAUAAAUAUGAUGUUUACCUAACAAGCUCAGAUGAAAGGCUGCUGGAAUACGACAUCGACGGUAUAUUGUUCGACGAACAGUCGUCGUUCCAGAAGGUGCAAGUGGUGCAUUCCAAAUCCUUCGGGAACAUGCUGGUGCUAGAUGAUUUACAAAAUAUUUCAGAGGCUGACCUUAUUUACACAGAAACUUUGAUGCAAAGGGGGAAGGAAAGUUAUGAAGGGAAAGAAAUUGUUAUCCUAGGUGGUGGCGACGGUGCGUUACUAUACGAACUCCUGAAGGAGAACCCUAAAUACGUGUGGAUGCUGGAGAUAGACGAGCUGGUGAUGAAGGCGUGCAAUAAACACCUCAAGUCCAUCUGCGGAGAUGUUCUGGAGAGGAGAAAGGGUCCUAACUUUGAGAUAAUCGUCGAAGACUGCAUGUUAACAGUAAAAAAGUUCACCAAUGAGAAGCGUAAAGUAGACUACGUGUUUGGUGACCUCACUGACAUCCCCAUAUCCGACGCGGGCUGCAGCGAGCUGUGGGAGUUCAUGAUCAACAUCAUGCGGGCGGCCUUCGACAUACUCAAGCCCACCGGCAAGUUCAUGACGCACGGUAACGGCGCGACAUCCCCAGAGUCCCUCGAGUUGUACGAGCAAGUACUGGUGAAAAUGAACCCCCCACUUACCUUCAGCAAGUCCAAGGCCUUUGUGCCUUCGUUUCUGGAGGACUGGAUCUUCUACCAAAUAGCCUUCAAACCGGACCACGAGUAGUGUUAGACCAAAGAUUAGUUCCUUCGACAGAUUAAUAAAUUUCAGAUCGAUCUGAAAAAUUCAGAUACUGAUAAAUCAGCAUUUAUGAGUGUAGUACACAAAACUAUGCAAUUCUUCAUUCUAGUUUCAAACGGUGUAUUAGGAGGUGUGCGUACCCCGAUCCCUUGAUCUUAGGUCAUGGUAAACCGAUUAUAGAACUCUUCCUGGCUUUUUUUUCAGAUCGAUCUGAAAAAAUUAGUAUAACUCCCACUUACUUUCAGCAAAUGCAAAGCAUUUGUGCCGUCUUUCGUUGAGGACUGGAUAAUAGCCUUCAUACUGGACCACUACAACGAAUAGCGUUAAACCAAAGAGAUAGUUCCUGAGCUGACUACUUAAAAAUUCUUGUUUGGAAUGUCCAAAAUACGGACUAUUUAUUAUAAAUUGCCCUGUAGCCAUCAUGUUGGCACCAUUGCUUCGACAGGUAUAUUCGCUUUAUUCCUUGGAACUUAGGAUUUAUUAUUGUAUAAACUGCAAUUGUGCCAACAUGACAAGUUAUAAUGAAUGGUCUGUAAUGAUGGUUUUUUUCAUACAAAGUAAAUUGACGUUUCUUACAUAGAGAUAUUCAUUCUACACAGGUCUCGAAACUUUUAAAAACCUUAUAAAACAUUUCCUGCAGAAAAGAUUUGCUCUACUAAUGAAUCCACACCAAUUGGCCGAACCUCUUGUGGCGCUGAGAUUAGUUUUGCCUGUGGAUCCCCACUGUGCUGUCAAUUAAAUAAAGAGAUUAAUUUUGUGAAGGCACCAUUAUCAAUGCGUUUCAGGAAUUGAGAGAAUAGUUGAUCUGCAUAUUAACUAGAAACCUAUUACUAUUAAUAUUAUUGUUUUAUAUUCCCAAUGGCUUCUGAUGUUUUUAUCUAAACUAAAUUUAGAGUAGGUACCUAUCUGCAUCUUUCCUUUUUAAUAUUGCUAAAAAAGGACACACAAUAGGCUUACAACUACUGGCACUUAGUUACGAGGUUUGACACUUCUAAAUUAAAUUAGGUUUGUCUGACCUUUUCUUAUUAUAUUGGUAAGAAAAAGAUGUGAAUACUCUAAAAAUUAGUUGCGCCCUGAAUCAGUACCAAUGUAUCCUAUUUUGUUAAUUAUUAUUAUUGUUUAAAAAUCACAUUAGUGUUAAGCGAAGUGAUCAGUACAACGUUAGUAUUAUAAGACGGGUAUUUAUUGAUAUAAGAAUUCCAAAAAGUCAAUUCAAUUACCAAAGGAUUACAAAGUAGAUUACAUCUUAAAAACUUGUUUCGUGAAAUAAAUUGGACUUAAAACUUCUUGUUUUAAAGUCGUUUAUUCUGUGCUACCCAUUAUUUAUGCUAUCUGUUGAUGUAAAGCGAUGAUCGAUAUGGAUUUUGUGAAACUGCAAAACUCGUUCUAUGGGUGUUUAUGAAAAAAUUACCGAAAUUCUGCGCACAUAUUAUACAGUGAUUCUGUUACAGUCAUUCUCGCCAAAUAAGUUGAAUCUCGUCAAAACAGUAUAGGAUAUUGAAUAAAGUGAUAGAACGGCUAUUCCGAACAAGCUGUCAAAUCAAUCAGACAGUGGCCAUCAAGGCCA
Molecule: messenger RNA, 2837 nt
Organism: Maniola jurtina (meadow brown)
Lineage: Eukaryota; Metazoa; Arthropoda; Insecta; Lepidoptera; Nymphalidae
Gene: Sms
Product: spermine synthase
Exons: 7
Coding region: 143-1255 (370 amino acids)
Biological process (GO): spermine biosynthetic process
Molecular function (GO): spermine synthase activity
Source: RefSeq, a predicted model, not a curated record